GGCACAUGCGCUGGGGGGCGGGUUUCGUCCAAGGGGAAGAUGGCGGCGGCCGGUGCGGGCGGCGGGUACGGGUCCGGUUCCGGAUGGAUGGCCGCUCGUCCCUGCCCAUCCGUCCCCAGAGGAGAAAAUCGGCUGCGGGAUCCAGACGAGGCUAUUUGCAGCGCUUGUCGAAGCGGCUUCGCUGCAGCCCGGGGUCUCCCAGUUGAAAUUCAUCAUCGGAAUCCCCCUCCUGAAGCAUGUUUUUCAAGGACUGAAGAUUCCGGAGCAGUACUUUGUCCUGAUUGUGAGAUUGUGCAAAUCCCGAAGACAGGAUUUCAGAGCACACUGUCAUGGCUGGAGUCUGUGAAGUUGGGUGAUUUUGUCAGCUUGCAGUCACUGCUUCCCUAUAAAGAGCCUGAGAAGAAUAUGGCUAUUCGGUAUGGUCCACCUGUAUUACCCAAAGAAUCAGCAGAAGUUUCUGUUGUAGUUUGCCAUGUGAAUAGUCCUGGUGAUUUCUACCUUCAGCUGGUUGAAGAUUUAGAUUUUCUACUUUUCCUGAAGAUAAUUAAUGAUGCAUAUAAAAAUGAAUAUGAAGGAGAAAAUCUUGAAAUCCUCUGCCCAGUCAAGGGACAAGCCUGCGUAGCUAGGUUUGAAGAUGGAGUUUUGUAUCGGGCAGAAGUCCUUGGCUUCCCAGGACAUCGAGAGGUGGAAGUUAAAAAUGUUGACGUUGGCUCUACUACAAGGAUAGCACUUCAAGACAUAUGUAAAGUAAAGGAUGAGCUUUUGAGUUUCCCAAGAAAGGCGAUUAAUUGCAGACUGGCCCAUAUUGAACCAUCUAUCAGGACAGGGCCUUGGAGUACAGAAGCCAAAGAAAAAUUUGAAGAAAUGAUUUCUGGCAGAUUUUUGAUUUGUUCAGUUGAUAGAAUUAUGGAAGAUGACGUGCUGUUAGUUGAACUGUUUCUUUCACCUCAUGUUCCUGGAAUGAUGGCGAAUAGUGUUAAUAGUGAGCUGGUUAAAAGAGGUCUUGCAUGUUAUGACCCGGGAUGUACUCCAAAGGAAAAUCCCACAAAGCAUGAUGAAAUCUGGGAUCCUUCUCUGGAGGAAAUACUUUUGUAUGAAGCAAAGAUCACUGGCUCUGCAGUUAAGAAACCUGGAAUGGAUCAGGACGCAGAGUCUUCUGUAGAGGAAUUGCUUUCACAUGGAACCGAAGUCACUGGCUCUGAAGUUAAAAAAUCUAUGAAGGAUCAGGGCUCAGAAUUACUGGACAUCCAAGGACUGCCUGUGCAAUUUUGUCACGUAGUGUCUCCAGAGAAAAUUUACUUUCACUGGUUUGAAACAGAGAGUUUACUUGCAAGUUUGCAGGAAGAGAUGGCAGCUGUUUAUGAAGGCUCAAACCUUGAACCACUUCCAUGGACCAGUGGUAUGCAUUGCGCUGUUCUGAUGCCGCAGCUGAAACAGUGGCGAAGAGGACAAAUUACCAGAAUAAUUUCAGAAACUCUGGUAGAGGUCUUUCAAUUUGACUAUGGUGUUGAAAUGGAGGUGAAUGUUGCUUGUCUAAGGAAGCUUAAAGAAAAUCUGAUGGAGAUGGGGAAAUUUGCUGUGGAAUGUUGCCUUGUCGAUAUCAGACCAACCGGUGGGAGUGACAGAUGGACAGCGACAACCUGUGACUAUCUUUCGUUUUGCCUUACCGGAGCUGUAGCAAAAAUAAUCAUUCAGGAGAAACAGAGGAAUCCCAUGCCUGUGAAAAUUUUGUGCCAAGAUAAAACGGGAAGGAGUUUCGAUUUUUCAGCAGUUCUUGUAGAAAAGGGUUUGGCUUUGAGAGUAAAGAGAUUUCCCAAAGCUGAUAAAUCUGAUUUGGUCUCGGAGGCAAGUCUUGCAAUCCCACUGAUGCCAGUGCCAAAGAAUCCAGCAGUAGCAACGUGUCUCAAGAUAUUUAGUAAAUCAGAGAAAGAAGUCACUGGAGAUAAAGCAUCCAAACCAGCAUUUAAGCCCAAAACUGUUGAAACCUACAAGCCACCUGUUAUUCCUAGCGCUAAAUUCUUUGAGGCAAUAAUAAGCUGGGUUGCCGAUGAUGGAACAGUCUAUGUGAUACCUAAAUCAUCAGAACCUGAAUUCACUGUCUUGAUGGAGAAAAUGCAAGGUAUCUUUACGAGUCUUGAUCUGUUGGUACCCCACUCUUGGAAAAAAGAAGAAGCCUGUGUCAUAAGAGGAUCAGAUAGUCAGUGGUAUCGAGGUGUCAUAUUGGAAAUUAUUGAUAGUUGUGUCAAGGUGCAGUAUUUAGAUCUUGGCUAUGUUGAGGAGAUCCCUCCCUGCCAUCUCUACCCCGUUGAGUGCUCUACUGAACUACCUCAGUUUUGUAUACCCUGUCAAUUAUAUAACACCCUUCCUGUUGGAAACUUUUGGUCUCCAGAUGCAGUGGAACUCCUUCGAGAAUUACUACUGCCCAAGAGGGAAGUCAAGAUCCAUAAUAUGGCAUCUCCAGAACAUCCAGCUGGGAUGUUAUCUGUUCAUCUGUAUUUUGCUGGGAUGUCCCUGUCUUAUUUUAUGGCACACCAUGAACACUGCACCCUUGAAGGUUCAGAAGAUGGACUGACAUCAGACAUAGAGAAUCGUAGUGAAAACUCUGUGGAGGAAUAUUGGAAGAUCAGUUUUGAGGAGUUGCAUCGGCCCGAAACAAAGAUCCGUGUUUUACCACCAUACUCCUUGUUAUCUCUGCCUCUUCCAGGAGAACUUUUUUUUGUUCAAGUUAGGCACCUCGUUGUACCUAAUGAGGUUUAUGUUUGUCCUGAACACGGCGAUGGUUCAAGCCAUGACCAAGGCACAGAGGAGAGAAAAAUCAGCUGGAAAUCUGAACCUGAGAGCCUGGAAGAAGGACUGCAGCACUGUAAUCUGAGUGCAUCAUCACUUCCUUUUCUGACUGAUUUUAAGACAGAUAUGCCUUGCCUGGCACAGUACAGUGAUGGCUUGUGGUAUAGAGGAAAAAUUAUUUCUGCUAAUGGAUUUGAUCCUCUCACAGUGUUGGUACAAUUUGUUGAUUACGGGACGUGGGAAAAAUUGCCAGCAGGCAGGUUACGUCAGAUUCCUGAUAGCCUCAUGCAAUAUCCAGCCCAGGCUGCAAAAGUGACUUUGACUGGGUUUAAACCUCCCAAAAGUGAUUUAGAAAAAGUAAGAAUUCCUUACUGCCCCAGCUGGAGCAUGGAAGCAGUGUGGUCUAUGGUGGACCUUCUUCAGGGCAAACGACUUCAGGCUCUCACUUUGACUCAGACACCUGAGCCCAUGGUGCUUUUAUUUGACGAUGAACAAAACCCAGUGUAUAGGCCAUUGGUAGAUAUGGGACUUGCAGAUCUAGAUGAGUAAAGGAUUCUAGUUAACACCAUGAAGUUCCAGGUGAAGAUCAGAAGAAACAAAAUAAAUCUUCCUUGUCGAACCAAUUGGUGUGUGUCCAGGUUAUGAGACAUGCGAGAUGAUACCUGAAACAAGUAAUGUAUGUUGAGUUUGGAACUAUUUUCAGACGUUCACAAUAAAAUGUUGCCUUUGAGUCUUCA
Ornithorhynchus anatinus (platypus) is the source of this 3524-nucleotide messenger RNA. Its product is annotated as RING finger protein 17. Bases 40 to 3336 code for a protein of 1098 amino acids. The transcript has 25 exons. Lineage: Eukaryota; Metazoa; Chordata; Mammalia; Monotremata; Ornithorhynchidae. The record is from RefSeq and is a predicted model, not a curated record.